CGCGUUGGUCGCGGCGUCCGUGUCCAGAGUGCAGGAAGAGAGGGUGGCGGAAUCGCCAGGCGCCAUCACGCGGGGCCACCGCGACCGUCGUCUGAAGGGCCGUCCAGCCAGUGGCCGCGAUCUCGAUUCACCGAAAAGAUGGUCAUGAUGGCUGGCAUGGACGACCACGAGCGAAAAGUCGUCCUCGAGUUCUGCCACCUGCUCGAGAAAAGCAAGCAGCUGUUCAACGGGCUACGGGAUUUACCACAGUACGGGCACAAGCAGUGGCAGGGUUACUUCGGGCGCACCUUUGACAUCUACACGAAGCUGUGGAAGUUUCAACAGCAGCACAGGACGAUACUGGACACGAAGUACGGCCUGAAGAGGUGGCAGAUCGGUGAAAUCGCGAGCAAGAUCGGCCAGCUCUACUACCAUUACUACCUUCGCACCAGUGAGACUUCGUACCUUCACGAGGCCUACUCGUUCUAUGCGGCGAUUCGCGGCCGCGCUUACUACAGCCGUGCCGCCAAGGAGGAUAGGAGCGACCUGAUGGUGAAGAAGCUCAGGUACUACGCCCGUUUCAUCGUCGUCUGCCUGCUGUUGAAUCGUAUGAAGCUCGUCCGUGAAUUGGUCCAAGAGUUGGACGUCCAAAUCGUUGAUUACACCAGCACCUACGAACCGGACGAUCAACUCGAGUGGAAUUUAGUCCUCGAUGAGAUCAAGGCGUUCGUGAAGGCCGAGACGGCCGUCGGAGUGGUGCAGUUGGACUCGAACCCGGUUAUACUGACCCACAGGUUGGGGCCCCAGACCUCGCCGCCAGUCGAACGUACGCCACCCAUGUGCCUAUCCCUGCAGGAGAUCCUGAUCGUUGGCAAUUGCGCCGACCAGGUGAAGUUCAGUGAAUUGUCGAUGGACAUGUUCAGGAUGCUACAAACGCUGGAGAGGGAGCCAAGGGACGACCCUAAUCACCUGCACGAUGCGUCGCCGGCAGGAAGGAUGCCAUUCAGGCCUGGCGCGUAUCCUGGUGCCGAGAACGGUGCCCCGAGGCGAGACAAUCCACACAAGUACCUGUUGUACAAGCCCACCUACAGCCAGGUACAGGUAUUCCUCGCGAGCGGCUUCAAAGAGCUGCCCGCGAACGGAGCGCUGUUGCUCUACUUGUCCGCCGACGGCUGCUUCUCCACCGUCAAGCAUCCGGAAGAAAUGGGGUACGACCUGGGUGGCGUGUCCACGUGUAGCAAAAGGGACCCGGAACACGGGAAGAGGCCGACAGGUGGCAAGGAACCGCACUGCCUAUACCCGGGUGACCUCUAUCCAUUCACAAGGAAACCGCUGUUCGUGGUCGUCGAUUCGGACAACAGCUUCGUGUUCCAACAGAUACCUCGUUAUUUCGGACAACCAUUGAUGGUGCUGAUGUCGCCCCAAGACACGCCGUCAACGUUGCGCGACGUUCGACACGGUGGAAGCCUGUUCACUCUGUUUCUCCACGCCCCCCUAGCCGCGUUUUGCCUUAUAUGCAACAUCGGCAACCUGGCCGUGCACCACUGGGAGCGGUGCCAGCGUUACAUCGAGCGAUUCCUCAUCGAGGCUUGUCAGCUCGUCACGCGCUCCAGAUGCGAAACCAGCGUGUUGCAAUUCUUCGGCGACGAUUUCCUACGACUGUUGCUGGUGCGCUACGUGUUCUGCGACGUGGUGUUGAAUCUGCACCGGUCGUUCAGGGGUCGACAGCAGAGGCCCCGUUGCCAUCCACCGUUGCCGGACGCGGAGGUCCUCGAGCAUCCCACUCUUCAUCACCUGGUGCUCGAUCUGGCCGCCUGUCUUGACUGCCGCGACCAUUUCCCGGACAGCAACGAACUCGCCUGACCCAGGCAUCUUUCCUGCCCGGCCCCCCAUGAGUCCACAUCCCUGUUGCCGCCGUACAGCCACGACUACGAUUACAAUUACUGUAACUACAAUUGCAACAAUAAAAUCGUUACACUGAGACCUCAUUAAACCGCGUCUAAACAAAAAAAAAAAAAAAAAAUAAAAAAGAUUUAAAAAAAGAAAAGAAAAGGAAAAGAGAACGAGGAUAAGAAAGAAAAUGAGAAUCGGAGGGGUUGAAACAAAAAAUAUGUACGUGUGUAUGUAUAGGAAAGGAAGAAAAAGAUAAAUGAUAAGUGAAGAACGGAAGAAAUCACGUGUGUACAGUCCACGUGCACGUGUAUCGUCGUUCGAUAAAUCACGGGGAUUAAUUGGCCGCUCGUGUUGGAUAUCGUCGACGCCGUCUCAGGGUAACCCGGCGUCGUACUUUUCGUUCUACCAUCGUUGUUCUCGUCGUCUGUUCGUCGAUGAUCUUUCGAUGACUUCUGGAUUCUCCUUGUCAAUAGGUAUUUGUCGAUUGGAAGGUUGAAAAAAAAAACACACGACGCCGGGUAACGACGCGUUUUUCUCUUCUCUGCACGCGAAGAAACGUGCGGAUACAGAAGAGGAAGUGUUAAAGAAGGUGGAGGAGCAGGAGGAGGAGAAUGAAACGAACGAGCGAAGAAAUUAUAUUCGUGGCUUCGUGUUUCUCCUUUUAAGGACUCGUUCUAUGUUAAUUGCGACACACCGCUGCCAGUUUUUUGCUACGGACUAGUAAACGAAACACAAAACAGAGAAAAAAGUCUAUAUGUAUAUAUAUAUAUGUAUAUGUAUAUAUAUGUAUAUAUAUAUAUAUGUAUGUAUAUGUAUAUAUAUGAACAUACAAAUAUAUAUAUAUAUAUAUAUAUAUAUGAAAUAUAUAAUAUAUUCUGUCACUGCGUCGAUGGUAAAAAGAAAAAAAAAAAACAAAAAAAAAUUUGAACGAGAAAGAUAAAUAAUUAUAAUACGUAUGAAAGAGAGAGAUAUUGUGAUUCUCAAGUUGUAUGUAUAGACGAACGGAGGAGUGAAUUUAUACGCACUGGUGCUUUGUACGAUUUUAAGAAGCUUUUAGCGUGUCGUCGAAUGACUCGGUUCGGUUUUUCCGUGUUUUACGGUUUUCCGUUCGGUUCUCGGUUUUCGAUUAUCUAUUCGGAUCGCAGGCCACGCACCCUCCCAAGCCUUCUCUGUCUCUUAAAAAAGAAAAAGAAAUGGAAGAAAGAUGAAGAAGAUUGAAAAGAAAUGAAAACAUGUUGAAAUUUACGGUGAUUAAUCAAUUUAUAGAGAAAUAAAGGGAAUUUCGUUAUUUGAAUAUAUGUAGAAUACUGUGAAUGCAUUUUACGGUUUCUGGGUAUCAAAUUAGGACCACACGCAGAAGUUUCACAUAUGCUAUAUCGGAUAAAUAAUAAGUUGCCUUUGAUUGUCCAAAUUAUUAAUAAUUGUAAGUAUAUAUGUAGAUAAUUAUGUACAUGUAAAAAUUAAUUUAUUUAAUUUAUUUGAUUUAUUCAACUUAUUCAAUUUAUUUAAUUUUUACUAGGUCACAUCGGAGAAUAUUUGUAUUUCCAUGAUCGGACAGUUUAUUUGGCUUCAGUACUAUUGAAAAUAUUUGAAAUCUGAUCAAAUCACUUGUUUACCUAUUGUUGACCACUACAUUAUUCAACUUGAAAGCUUUAAGUGGUCCUAAUUCCAUCAUCCGGGACUGUAGAACCAUUCGGACCGCGAAUUAUGCCAUUACGCAGUAAAUCUAUAUCCAACACCUCUCACGGUACAUACAUAUACAUAUGCAGUAGCUCACAAAAGUAUUUGAAUACUUAUAAAAGUACGUGAUGCAUAAAACAUUCCAAAAUUUCAUUAGCAUUGUAACUAGACACGAUUGACGUAAUUAUCUUGAUAAAAUUUGAAACCAAUCUGAAAAUGUACAUAGAAGUUACAAGAUAUUCAUUGCAAUCAUAUAUGUAUAUAUAUAUUAAAAAUUUAGUAUACAGCAUGAAUAACCAUCAAACAUGUAAUAAGCGUUAAAGAUGGUUCCAUUGUAUAUUGAGGUUUAUUAAUGUAAUGAAUAAUUGACUGUUUAUUAAAUACCUUUAUGACCUCUGCGAAAUAUAUAUUUGCACUAAAUGUCUUUUAACUUUCAUAUACAUAUUCAGAUUUAUAUUUAAUUUUUCAAUAUGAUUAUAAUAGUUGGAUCUCAUUAGAGUGCUGUCAAAGUGUUUUGCAUAACACACAUAAUAGAUUCAUAAAAGAUUUCUACAAGUAUCGGAAUUUUUUCGUGAGCUACUGUGCAUACACAUACAUAAUAUAUGCGUACUUUAUUGUAGAAACGCGGGUCCGAGACUUUGCGAUUCUAUUUUCGCUGAUGUGUCCGCGAAGCACAGGUUUUCCGGCGCUUUUUCUCCCAUCCUUUUCUUUCUCUCUCUCUCUCUUUCUCUCUCUAUUCGUUCUCGUCUCGUAAUCGUCACCCACGCAGACAACGUCUCUUUCUAUGGCUAUCCACCUGUUUUUCCCUGUUUGUUUCUCCCAUUGUUAUAUAAUUCCCUCUCGCGCAAGGUGUUUCCGGUUUUUCCGGAUAAACCGAGGGCAAAUAAUCCACCAGUAAAAAUGCGUAAAAUAUAUUUGCAGAAAAUUAUAUAUACACAUGUCAAAUUUAACUGUAAACAUUUUAUCGCGAAGUUUUAGGUUUCUUUUCUUUUAUUAUGUACGCUACCAGACAGAAAUUUGGUAUCAUUUUUCUUCUAAUUGCAAUUAUGUAUAUCGAAUUUUCUGCUAAUCUUCUAAUUAAUUUGAAAUUAGCAGCUUCUAAACUGCGGAUUUCUAUGAAUACAACUAAAUAAUUAUUAUUUAUUUCUUUUAUAUAGAUCUAUUUUAAUGUUAUAGGUCGUUGAAUCUGUCCACAAAUUGGCUACAAUAUUGCAAUAAAUUAAACUAAUAAAAAGCGGAUGUUAAUAUCAGUGAUCUUAAACAAGAAAAAUAGCAGCGUUGAAGAUAAUAUUUAAAAGGAUCUUUUUAUCAUCAUAGGAUAUUAUUAAACAUGCUCAAACUAUGCAAUCAUCACCAAAAAACUGUUUUUAUAUAUUUUCAUUAUCAAUGAAAUUACAAGUGGAACGCCCGGUAUAUAAUUUUCCUACAAUAUUAUCAUAUUUCUUACUUUCAUGUUUUCCUAUUUUUUCUUUCUUUCUUUUGCUUAACCGCCCAAUUUCAUCUUGGCCAUUUCACGCUUGUUGUCUUCCUCCUCCGUUCAUUUCGAUUUUCCCGUUCACAGCUCUGCACAGUGGCCCGCCGACGUCACAAAGUGCCAACCGCGAGGCUCGUUUAUUUAUAAGCAAAAAGUAGAGCGACCAGAACGCGAGAAAGAGUGGCUCUCAUUGAGUCGCCGAGAUGACGAUUCGCCGAAUUGAACUUGCUCUCUCCUAUAUGACGGACAAUUUAGCUUACGGGAUGAAGGGACAAAUGGAAGACUAAAAAUCAUAGUGGUUGUAAGUACGUUUGCUAUAAUUUACUAAAAAAUCAGUUAUAUUUUUUCAAAUAAUAAGAAAGCACAGAAUGCAUGCAAUAUGUAAAAAUACAUAGGAUAUGUAAAGUACUUGUUAUAGUAUGUGAAGCAAAUUUCUACUUAAUUGUAUUUAUAUUAUAAAAAUAUGAAUCUGCAAUUAUAUAACUUAAUUAAGUAUAAAACCAAAAAAAUGAUACAUUUAAAAGUUGAAGUACAUAUUAGAUUCAAAUCCUCAAAAUCUUGACUUACGCCACUAUGAUUUCCAUUUUUAAAUAGCUGUAGAGAAAGAAAAGAAAAGAGUAAACAAAGAAGAAAAGGAAGAUAAAGGAUCGAGAUGAAAAACGAAACAAGUUCAUUUGUGUUCGUGUGUAUAUAGAAAAUACUAUGUACAAUCUAGUCUUUAUAAGAAAACGAGAGGAAAAGAUAAAAAAUGGAGUUAGAAGGAAAAAAACGAGGGAAGACGGAGAAGGGCAACGACUUGAGAGCAGAGUAAUAGCAGUUUCCUCGGACGAACGUUUGUCGAGUAUUGUUGUGUUUAAAACUAUACAGAGUGCCCCAAGUUUUUCUACAAAACAAAAAUGUUCUACGAGCAAAACUAAAAAAAAGCCAUAAAUAUAGGUUAUUUAAAAUUAAAAAGUUGUAAUAAAAAUUUUAAUUUUAUUUCAUCUCAAUGAACGAAUUAACUGUUUCUAUCAGUUCACCACAUGUACUACUAUUUGAUUGAUAUAUCUUUCUUCUUUAAAGUUAUUCAUAUCUAAAAGCUCAAUAGUAUGCUAUUGCAGACCAAAAUAUUAUUCUUUUUUGAGUAUUUCACAUUUCUACUAUACGUUUUUAAUGAAGCGGUAAAUGAUCUAUAUAACAUUCCUUAUUCAUAGAAUAUAUAAAAAUUAUGAACAUUGUUUUGCAUGAAAAAUCUGGAAUACUGUGUAUACAUGAUUCGCGGUCACUGUAUCAUAACACAUAUACAUGCACACGAAAUCUCUGUCUAUCCUCUAUGUUUUGCAAGAAACGAAAAGGAAACGAGAAAUAAAGAAAGCGAGAUCCAGAAGAACGUACGAAAUACGUCCAUGUCCUAUUAUCGCGGAUACGACGAUUAACGCAGAAGAUUCUACAUUUACCGUUUAUAAUGACCAGCAUUAUUAAGCGAGCAAUGUACCCGAUCACAUAUAUGCAUACUUGAUAUCAGAGACCAUACGAUUAUCAAUCUCUAUGAUAGUCCUCUGGUUCCUGGGUGUCAUUUAAUUCUACCAUUUAAUAGCCGAGUUUAUUUCUUUGCUCUUUUAUGUCUUACUGUUAAUUUCAUUAUAAACUGCCGUUAUUACAUAUUAUUAUGUUCUUGAGAAUAUUCAAUCUCUUGUUUUAUUAUCGAAGAGAAGGAUUUUUGAGGGAAAUAAAACUAAUUGAGGAAACUUUUUUGAUAAAAAGGGUCUAUAGGUUUAUGUCAAAUACAUAUACUUCCAGUUAUAGAUAUUGAAACACUUACAUGUUAUAUUUAUUGAAAAAAGUUUAACACAUUUUACUUUCUUACAUUAUAUUUUGAUAUAAUUAUAAACACAAACGUAACUAAUAUUUAAAAAACUAGUCACUUUGUUAUUUAAUCAAUUCACUAUUUUGUCUUCUGGACCCUUUUUCAACAAGGCUCCUUAAUUAUAAAAUUCAUUCUCGAUGAACGAACAGAGUAUAUUUAAGUAUAUUUAAGAUUAAUAUAAAAGAGUUAUAAAAAUAGUAGUUGAAUGAGAAAGCAUAUUUGGUGAUUCGUAUCACAAGUAUUUUUGCAUAUAAUUGGCGAAUACAUAAGUAGAAGAUUUCUAAAGUCUUCUUGUAAUAUUGUAAAAAUGAUAUUUUAUAAAUUAAUAAGUAAGAAUCUUUCAUAAGUAAAAAUCUGCCUUUCUAUACAAGAUGUUUUAUAACAUAGGGAACUAUGUAGCUUUAAUGGUAGAUAGAGGACACGAAGGAAUGAGAAAAGUUUGCAUAAAUAUGUGCCCUGUUUAACCUUUUCCUCGAAUCAUAGUCAUUUUUGUAUAUCAAUAAUGUACAGCUGCUUAACCAUAUGGGAAGUCACUUUCAACCUAAAUUCAAGCCUGUGGUUGUCAUAUUAUAGCGCCGUUACACUGGAUUACGUGAUUGGUAUUAGAAAAAAAAAUCUAUUUCUUUAAUCGUUAAUAUUAACUAUAUAUAUCGCUAAGUUUAAUUUGCAUUAAUGUCGAAAUGUAUCGAAAUACUGUAGUUUGUCUAUAUGUCAAAAGUUUCCCAAUGUUUAUGCAUUUUUUAAAUUUACUAAAUUUAUUAAAUAUUUGCUAUUAAGUUUAAAUAUACAAAAAUAUAAGGAAUCUACAUGAUAUACAAAAGUGUCUAAAGUAUUCUUUUCUCAUUGCUUUUUAUAGAGAUACAAAUUUGCAAUAACUGUCCACAGUCUACUCAUUAAUAAUUUAAUAUGAAAAAAGCUAGAACUUAAGUACAAGGACAAACAGGGUUCGCGUUUACACCAACUUUUUUUCAUUGUUUUCGCGACUACAUCCACCAUCGAACGAGGUUCCACGUGUUACAAAACACCCCUGUAUCAUUGUUAAUUAUAGUACAGGAACGAUAAAUAUUUUUCUCACUUGACAUUCCUAUGCUAUGGUGUACUAAAACGGCAGAAAUCUCCUAAAAAUAUUCAGGACUUACUAUUAACUCGAAUAACUACCUGCAUUAUUUCAGAACACUAACAUCUUUCAAUUUUUAUAAUUCUUGUAAUAUUUACAUGUUUCUUUAAUUAAAAAAAUUAAUCAUUAUUAAUGAUAUUUCACCAUGAAAAAGAAAUCAUAAUUAAUAAUAUUUCACCAUAAUUCUUCGAUCAACUGUACUAACACUAUACUAAAUAGUAUUAAACGAAUUGGCUGAAAGAGUAUAUACUAAAAGAUCGACGUUUACACCCGGAAGCCAGGACUAUCCGUAGAAACAGCCAAGCGUAUAAAGAGCCAAGAGAAUCAUGUUGAACGCAAUGUUCGCGACUUUAUUUUACCCAUCGACGGAAACACGCGAGAGGAAGACGACGUGGCUCCAUGAUCGAGUGCCAAGUCAUGACAUAAUCAUCAAAUUUGCACGCUCGAUCAUUCUGCGCGACGACUCUCAUAAUUACGGCACAAUAUCUACGAUCCUCUACGUUUCUUUCAUGAAUCCGUCAUAAUAUACACUGCUAGUCAUAAGUACAUAUUAAAAUACCUACUUAUAUUUAAUACAAAUUAGAUACUUUUCGUCUUUCCUAUUUUUUAAUUAUUUUAUUAUAUGAUUAUCAUAAUCUAGAUUGCAGAUUUGCAUGCAUUUAUGGAAAAUUUUAUUGUAGAAAAAUGUACAGAGUGUAUAUAAUAUGGGAAGAUAUAUCAAAUUUCUAAUGUAAUCUUCCCAAUGUAACAUUUAGAAGGUAAAACAAAUUUUUACUUAUAAUUAAGUACAAUUUUUAUAGUUGCAUUCAAAUAUGAAAAAUAUGAAUUCGCAUAAAACACCUUAACCUAAUUAUUAUAAUUAUAACAUAUAAUUAUAAUACAAUAUAAAACCUCAAGUAAACCAAAAUUUGUUAGAGUUUUCCAAUAAUUGUAAUAAAUAGGUGCCCUAACAUUUAUGGCUGGCAGUGUAGCUUCGAUAACUCUGAUUCACGCGCCAUCGACAUCUGGUGAUCGUCGAUUAUUCUUCACAAAAGAUUUUGGAUCGGUGUUUCGUUCGAUUAAACGUUUUGUUCGUCCACUUCGUCUGGUUCGAUUCGUUAACUGCUCCAAAUAGUUCUGUUGGAUCUCGUGUUCUUUCGUACCAAUUGUUUUGUUUGAGUUUCAUCAGGUCGGGUUGUUUAAUGGAUGCGAUUAGUGGAUGAACCCGCGUUUCGAUGAUUUUUAAGAAAAAACGAGAAUGUGAAUGGGAUAUUGUAAAUGUAACGAGAAAGUGCUUUGUCGAAUACUUUAAGGAUAUAUUGUAAAAUAUUAUGGGUAAAGCGCGUUUUAAUAAUUCUGGAAAGAAAAAGAAAUGUAAGAUAUGCGAGUUUCUUGAGUGAUUUCGUUAAAAACAGCAACGGAACCCUACGACAUAAUUCGAGAAAUUGUUCGACGAUUCAAGAAGGCAAGAAAUAGAAAAAAGGUAUUAGUAUCCCCUCUUUGAA
Messenger RNA from Bombus terrestris (buff-tailed bumblebee), 9473 nucleotides. RefSeq names its product protein SCAI. The record is from RefSeq and is a predicted model, not a curated record. Lineage: Eukaryota; Metazoa; Arthropoda; Insecta; Hymenoptera; Apidae. The transcript has 4 exons. The coding region runs from base 139 to 1842 and encodes 567 amino acids. Gene Ontology annotation, cellular component: nucleus. Gene Ontology annotation, biological process: DNA-templated transcription. Gene Ontology annotation, molecular function: transcription corepressor activity.